AUGAAGGAGAAGGCCCUUGGCACCACCGUCGACGAGGCGGCCCCCGAGGACGCCGUGGCCCACCUCAGAAAUCUGAAGGAGCAACAUCAGUGGGAUCCUAACCUACCAGAUGAGGUCGCCGAAGAGAUUGACGAGGUUCUGGAGACUGACGGCAAGGCAGGCGGGGUGGAUGUCGCACGCGAACUCCUUGAAAACUCCCCGUAUCCGGAAGUUCGCGCUGCGGUGCCAAAUUACGAUGAGGGCGGCCACAGCAACACCAUUCGUGCCUGGGUGAUCGGUCUGUUGUUUGCGACUAUUGGGUCGGCACUGAACAUGCUCUUCUCCAUGCGACAGCCCUACAUAGUCAUCCCGUCGUAUGUCGCCCAGGUUGUCUCCUACCCUGUGGGGGUGGGGUGGGCCAAAGUGAUGCCGAACAAGGUGUUCAAAGUGUUUGGUCUCGAGUUCAACCUGAACCCGGGCCCGUUCAGCAAGAAGGAACAUGCCAUGGUUGUCAUUAUGGCUAACGCUACGUUCGCUGGUGGCGCUGCCUAUGCAACGGAUGUCCUCCUCGCCCAGCGAGCCUUCUACGGCCAACACUUCGGCUGGGCCUUCGAGAUCUUCAUGUGCAUAUCGACCCAAAUGCUGGGCUUUGGCUUCGCCGGGUUUUUCCAUCGCUUCCUGGUGACUCCCGCGGCGAUGAUCUGGCCCAGUACUCUGAUUAACACGUCGCUCUUUGCGGCCCUCCAUGAUCGUUCCAAGCCGGAUCCGCGCAAGGUCUCGGGGUGGACGAUUGGAAAGUACCGCAUGUUCUUGUACUGCAUGCUGGGAUCUUUCUUCUGGUAUUUCUUCCCGGGUUACAUCGCGCCGUUCUUGAGUGUUUUCGCCUUCGUGACGUGGAUCAAGCCGCAGAACGCGGUGAUUAACCAAGUCUUCGGUGGAUGGACGGGGCUGUCGGUGCUACCUAUCACCUUCGACUGGACCCAGAUCUCGGGGUUCAACUUCAGUCCGCUCAUUGCGCCGUGGCACGCCAUCGCCAACACGCUGAUCGGUCUGGUCGUCUUCUUUUGGAUCACCACGGCGGGCCUCCACUACAGUGGCGCCUAUUGGUCGAAGCAUCUCCCCAUCAGCGAUUCCAGCAGCUAUGAUAAUACGGGGAACGUUUACAAUGUGUCGCGGAUUCUGACCCCAGACUUCAAGUUCGAUGAGGCCAAGUACAAGGAGUAUUCGCCGCUCUUCCUGUCGACGACUUUCAUGCUCUCCUACGGUCUGUCAUUCGCCAGUAUCAUUGCCGUGCUCCUCAACGCCGGACUGUUCCACGGGAAGGAGAUCUGGGCGCGAUUCCGAAAAUUCGGCCAUGAGGAGGAGGACGUGCACGGUCGGCUGAUGGCUCGCUUCAAGCCCGUCCCCAUGUGGUGGUACCUGGCCAUUGCGCUCAUCAUGAUGGGUAUGGGAUUGGGAGUCGUGAUCGGCUACCCGACCGGGCUGUCAUGGUGGGCAUUUUUCAUUUCGUUGAUCAUGGCGGCCGUGUGGUUCGUGCCGAUCGGGAUCGUCCAAGCGUCGACCAACGUGGCCAUCGGACUAAACGUGCUCACCGAGUUUAUCAUCGGGUACAUGCAACCAGGACGCCCCAUGGCGAUGAUGCUCUUCAAGACGUAUGGGUACAUGACCAUGUACCAAGGGUUGUACUUUUCCCAGGACAUGAAAAUCGGUCACUACAUGAAAGUGCCCCCACGCGUCACCUUCGCCGCGCAAAUGGUCGCUUGUCUGUGGUCAUCGAUAGUCCAGAUCGGGGUCAUGAACUGGGCGCUGGGCGCAAUCAAGGACGUCUGCACGGCACAUCAAUCCAACCACUUCAACUGCCCCAACGGUCGGGUCUUCUUCAACGCCUCUGUCAUCUGGGGUGUCAUCGGCCCCGCGCGCAUGUUCUCCCCGGGUCAGAUCUACUCCUUCCUGAUGUGGUUCUGGCUCGUGGGCGCCAUCCUCCCCGUCGCCAUCUACUUUGGCGCGCGCAUGUUCCCCCGCACACGCAUCAGGUACCUCAGCGCGCCGCUCAUCUUCGGCGGUACGGGGCUUAUUCCCCCCGCUACGCCGCUGAACUAUCUGUCUUGGGGCGUCGUGGGUCUCGUCUUCAACAAGUACAUCCGCAACAAGUGGCGCGGGUGGUGGAUGCAGUACAACUACACCGUGUCCGCCGGACUCGACGUCGGACUGGCGCUGUGCACGAUCCUGAUCUUCCUCGCCCUGCAACUCACGCAGACGGACUUUCCAUCAUGGUGGGGCACGCGGAUGGCAGCCGAAACGAUGGACGCGGCCGGCACCGCCGUGCGAGAACCGAUUCCCAGUGGGCAGACAUUUGGCCCUGCGACGUGGUGA
This is a messenger RNA of Aspergillus campestris IBT 28561, 2352 nucleotides long. It is a transcript of the gene optB, whose product is annotated as small oligopeptide transporter, OPT family. Gene Ontology annotation, biological process: transmembrane transport. The record is from RefSeq and is a predicted model, not a curated record. Gene Ontology annotation, molecular function: oligopeptide transmembrane transporter activity. Lineage: Eukaryota; Fungi; Ascomycota; Eurotiomycetes; Eurotiales; Aspergillaceae. The transcript has 2 exons. The coding region runs from base 1 to 2352 and encodes 783 amino acids.